GCCCAUUUUACAGACACGCAUCUGGCAGCACCAGCGGUACCGGCAUCAAGACCAAACAAUAUUUUAACGUAUAAAUAUUAUUGGAACUAAGUACUAAUAAAAAAAAACGACUUGGUGCCGAUCCCAAAGAAGUUGUGAUUGAAGUUAUUUGUAACUUGCUUAACGUGAAAAGAGGUGAGCAUUUUCCAAUUGAGUAAAAAUGAAAAUACCUUUUACAAAAUAUUUUGCAUACUAAAACUAAAAUUGGUAAAAUCCCACUUUGUCUCAUGAUUGAUUUACACAGUGUAACACAAUGACAUACACAGCUCACCGUCCACUCACCACAUUGAAUUAAAUUGUGAGUGAAUUGAUUCUUAUUUUUCCAGUCCGACUCAAGUAAAGUAGCCUUAAUCAUUAAUUGAUUUGUUCUUGGUGAAUUUUAAUUUGGCUAGUUUUGAAAAACCAUUGAUUAAAUUUUAAAAAAAUCGAGUGUGGCUGAAUUAAAUCAAUUAAUUAAUUAAAUGUGGAUUGUGGGUCACAUUUCUCUCUCAUUUUUGCCACAUGCACGUCAAUGACAUAAUAAAUAGUAUUAUAUAUACUUAUUUACAAAGUUUGUUGCAGUUUUCUUAAUUAUUAUUUACAUCAAAGUGGAUGUGUACACCGCGGCGGUGUACCUAGCGAAACCAUCGGCUUUGUCCUGUGUAAACCGCAGCCGUGUGACUAUUGAAAUCUUGGGCUUUGGCCUGGGUACACCGCGGCAAAAAUGUACCAUUGGCCUGGUUUUAAGAUAUGCUUGUUAGAGAAGAUCUUGUGUGGUCAAGUGGUAGAGUGGAUGCUUGGCGAUAAUAUAGUUUGAGAUCAAUUCCCAGUAGGGGAUCGAGUUUUUUCUCCUCCCAUUUUAGUUUUAAAAUAUUUUGUAGCAAUUUAAACAAUUUAAAUAUAUGUUUAAAUAUUAUAUUAAAUACUAAAUAUAUUUAUAUAUAAAAUAUUAAAUGUUUUAACAAGUUGUGCCGGCCUUUGACUUUGAAAAUACCGGUAAAUUUAGUAAUAAGACUUUAGACAUUAGAAAACAAACUUAAAGUUUCUGAAAGCGCAUAUAUAUAAUGUAUGUAACAUGUAUAAGAGAAACAUUAUGAAGACUAAGUGAUAUUCUAUUGUAUUUCAACAUUCUUCAUGUAGUUGAAUAUUUACAUUUUACUUUUACGAACACCCAAAGCCCAAAGAAAAUACCAGUAUAUCAUUAAUAUCAUAAGAAUAUUAAUGUCAUUAAUGUGCAUGGUUGUAUUUCAACCUUGAACCAUCUUGCUUUCACUGUCUCUUAUGCAUUGGCAAAAUGUACAUACGAUAUCAAAGGUUCAUUCACAACACUCAGUCUCACAGCUUGAAAACACCUCGAUUUUAGAAACUUGCGGAGCGGUAGCAAACUGUAUAGCACAGCCAUAGGUCUGCAUUUACCCUUUUCAUGGCAUGUGCUAUUCUCAGGGUAAAACACGACGUUUUCUCACAGAAACCAUUGCACAAUGGGCUUGGGACAGGAUUUGCGCCAUGUCAAAGUUUUUGUAUUUGUUUUUUUUUAUUAUUGUUAAGAAAUCGAUCCUUGCCGGGGGGUGGGGGUGGAGGUGAGUUAUGGCCAGAGGCUUAACCAAAAAGGGGGCAUUCACAAAUCACGGCUCUGGAUAGGGGUUGUCCACAAAGGGCGUCCGCACAACAAACUUUCCUUUUGCAUCCCCCCCUCCGCCGGCAUUUUUUACCAAUGUGUUAUGCCAAUAUAAAAACUAAAUCAAUGAUAUUUAAUUAUUGUUAAAAGACUUUUAAAAAUCACUGCAGUGUAUCAUCUUACUGCUGUUUUGUGUUCACACACGCUUGGUAUCACAAUGACAAUGCCUCGGACAACUUUAACUUCACGACUUCAUGAUCAAUGUAUGACAUAAGUAUGUGAUUCUCUUCCCGUAGUGUAUUUGUCGCAUAAUUAUAUCUUGGUGCUAACAAAAUAGAUUCACUGGCUUCCCAUUCAUUUUUACACCUUGCCCCGAGGGAUCACAUACAAUGUUAUAAUUAUAAUCUCCCCCCCAAAAAACAAAACAAAAAAAAAACUGUGUUGGGGGGAGAGAAUAAUUUCAUAAUUUCAAAUGAGCUACCCUUCUUAUGCCUAUUAAGAUUCACAAUCAUAUGAUAAAACUUACAACAAUUAAUAAAUAUAUUUGUAUUUAAAUAUAUUGGGGGAGGGGGGAAUAAAGUGGUUAACUUUAAAAAAAAAAAUAAAUCAUGGUUUAACAUUACAUCCCCAGCCCCCUCCCUUCCAAAAAAUAAUAAGAAAUGCUUUACAUGUACUUUGCCACAUAAGCGUGGAACUUACUCAACAUCUUCCCUAGGUAAUAAACGAAUUUUAAAUAAAUAGUUUUAACACGAGUAUAACAUUAAAUCUACAAGUACCGGUUAGGCCAAAAAGUUAAAGACUCGCAAAGACCAUAGUUUUGCUACUUUAAAUCACUGCGGUGUACGCAGGCCACAGACCAUGAUUUAGCUACAUACUAAAAAGAUUUCGAUGUUUGUAUUUACAUAAUGCAAGUUAUUGUUUUAUUAUUUUAUAUUUUUUGUUUAAUUGGGGAGAAGUACUCCCCAGAGAAUUUUUGUUUCUUAUUUUGGUACCGAUAUUUAAAGCGAGACGAGGGGUUGGGUCUCCCUUCCCCAGUUCCUAGAAGAUCAUUCCAAAUGCAAUUCAAGCAGCAGUCUUCCUUUUGUUACCUAAGUUUCAACGCACGGGUUUUCUGAUUGUAACUAAUCAAAAUACGGCAAUUUCGGCUGGUGUCUUUUCUUUCACUGGUGUUGGGUCUUGGGGUAGUAGCAAGGAUGUUUCUUUUUUCCUUUCUUUUGAAACGUCUAAGUUGAAUUUUAAUACAAAUUAAUGGAAAUUUUUAUUUCAAUAUACUUCAUGUUAACCAUAUCGCUUAUGAUGCGAGUAAUGCUCAAUAAAGAACAGGAAUGUUAUAACAAACAUCGUUCGGGUCCUUCAAACAAUAGAUCUAUUCACCCUAAGUCCAGUGUUGGGAUUUCCCAAUAUGACGUCACUGCGCUCAGGGUGAGAAAACUCUUGUCAAAACCCAUACCGUUGACACAAAAUUAACCCUGUGAUGUAUAUAUUAUAUACGCCAUAUAGUGUUCAAAAUUCACUUCAGUAUUUAUUUGAUAAGUCCAGGUUGUUCUUUUUCUCAUUUAAAAAUUUUUUUUUCUUGCAAGAGGGGUUCUGAGUAGAGGGUCCCCUUAAAUUUUGUUUCUUAUUUUUGUAUUGAAAUUAUUUGUUUCUUUUUCUUUGGGGAAUCCCAAUACUGUACUUGGGGUGAAUAAUCAAAUAGUUGGCCCUGAACUAUGUGUAUGAUAAUUUUCCCAUUCUUCACUGAGCAUUAUUCGCAUCAUAAACUAAAUCUAACGGUCUAUACAGUGUAAAUGAAAUAUAUUAAAAUGAAAAUUUCCAUUCUUUUUAUGAAAAUUCAACUUCUAAGAAAAAAGAAACUCAUACUUGCUAACCCCAAGACUCGCUCAAAAACAUACGGUGAACGAUCUUUCUCUUUCUGUGCCCCCAAACAAUGGAAUACUCUUCCAUUACACAUCUGAUAAACGAUGCUGCUGGGUGCCGUCCGUGGCUUGACAUGUUACAUGUAAAUAGUGCGGGAAUGGGUAGAAUACAUUUGUUUUGUUUUAUUUAAUUAAUGUAUGUUAAUUAAUUUUUUAAGUUCAUGAUUAUACUUGUUAAAUUGUAUGUAUUGCAUGGUGAGCCCAGCCCUAGGCUGGGUGGGGUACCACGCUAUAUAAAACUACUGCUGCUACCCCAAAAUAAACACCAUAAAAAAGAUGCACAGAUUAUUACAAGUGUUGUCUUUUGAUCGAUAGAAAAAAGAAAUACUCAUAGACUAUUCAUUUCUAUAAUGGAAUUAUCGCCAUUUCAUGGGAUAUUUCAUAAUUUUCUGGGGAGGGUAGAGCCCUCCACCCACUUCCUUGAGAAAAAUUAAAAUUGAGGGGAAAAACUUUUAUAAAAUAAAUUUAGAGCUAAAAAUCAAAUUCUGUUGAAUAUAUAUGUUAUGUAUGACACUUUUUUCGCGUGUGUGAACUUUGCUUGAACCCUAGCACACACGCUCUGUUCAUAGAUGGGCGUGGCCUAUUCGUUUGAUGUAUCUUGUUGACUACCGCCUUCCCAAUUAAACAUGGUUAGACUGUCUCCUAGUAUUUUGUAGAAUGUUUGCGAUUGUUCAAGAAAUGUAAACAAAUGCUGAGUAGCUUCAGGAAGGCAGGGCUUACGCGUCGUUUGACCCACAUAUAUAAGUGAUUAACAGAUACGGAGAGAGGGAGAUUGAUAGAUAUUUUGCCUUCACGAGUCGUGUAUUGUUAUUCGUGUACUUAUGUGUUAUUCGCAUUCAUCAUUUUUGAUUGGCACAUUGUACUAACUGUGUUAACUGUGUACCGGUACAAGAUCUACCAUACUGUAAGUUGAUGAUUUGUAAUUAUAUUUCUUUUGUUUAUAAUUGUAUUAAUACUGAAUUAAAUCUUAUUAAUUGUAUUUGGUAGUGUUUUGCGUGUCGUACUUGUGUUAUUGUAUUUCUAUAUGGUAUCGUCCUUUGUUAGGCACUGUUUGAACGAGCCAUAAAUUAAAACAAGAGAUUAAUUUCUCACAAGAGAUGGCAGUGCGUAACAAUAUAACUAUGUCAGUUUGUUGACUAACCUCCAUGACCAAUACACUGUAAAAGACAUAGCUGGCUUUGAUGCUAAUUGCAUCUUAGCCGAGAUGGGAAUAGAACCGAACACACAGAAAAGAAUGAACUCAAACCCUGCUGACAACUCAACUGAAGGAGCCUAUUGAUGUUUGUUAAUGAGUGACAAAUUAAAUAACACAUUUUGUAGCCAAAAAAUUUUUCAUCCUGUUGUCAGCAGUUAGUAUCUUUAAAAAAGAAACGAAAUUAGAAUUGUGUAUAUACAAGUUUAUUGUGUUUCCCUGUUUAUUCAUUAAAUUUGAUGGACUCAUUUUUGUGGACGGUACACCAUUUAGGUGUAAUCGUCCCCAUUUUGGACUGAUAGAUUGAAAGUAGAUAGAAAUAAGAAAUCAAUUUUUAAAAAGUUAUGAGCAAAAGUGCAUCCCUUCUUUUUGAUUUUAUUUUUAAAACCCUUCUUUUUUGCGGGUGAUAGAGCCUUUUUAGUGCAUUGGGAUUAUUAGCGCAGUGCCACAUUCUAUUGGCAUUUCUUCCUCCUGCCAGAUUUUGGAUAUGAGAUUAUGUAUUUGCCUCUGCAGUUCAUUUCCACCUAGUUUUAUCUAGAAUUAUCUUCAAUAUCCAAAUAUAUAGUAUAAGUAAAAGGCCCUUUUUUUUUUUUUAGAAAUUGUACAUAAUCCAUGAAUUUUAUAACAGUUAUAUUUGUAUGGUGAAUUUUUUGCAAAUUUAUAUCUUUCACAAACUGUUUUAUUUUUCAUAUUCAUAGAAUGUUUGAGUAUGAUUUGUUUCAGAUAAUGAUGUAUUUUGUCUAAAUAAAUUUUUAAACUAUUAUAACGAGUUGUUUUUUCAUACAUACUACAUGACGAAAACCAUGACAAUGGAGCACAUCAAAAAGACUUGGCUACAGGGAAAGGAAUGACAAUGAGCAGCACAAUAUUCCCACACAAAUACAUAAAGCAACAUGGAUAUCACCAGAUGGAUUUACCCGUAGUCAAAUUGAUCACAUACUCAUUGACCGGAGGCAUGGCACCGACACAUUAGAUGUACAAAGUUGUAGAGGGGCAAACAUAGACUCAAGACCUCAAAACCAUUAACCCCUACAAAGCAUGUGGUCCUGACAAUAUCAAACCAAGAGUGCACAAAGAAUUACCCAAAGAAAUCGCUCCUGCAAUAACAAUCCUCUUCCAAUCAUCGCUGUGCACAGCCAAUGUUCCAGUAGACUGGAGAACAGCACACAUCACUCCAAUCUACAAGAAAAGGGAGCAUUCCGACCCUGCCAACUACCGGUAUCGUCCGAUAUCCCUCACCAGCAUGGUAUGCAAACUGUUGGAGCACAUAAUCGUAAGCCCAUUCAUGAAGAAUAUUGAAAGCCAAAAUAUACUCAAUGACUGUCAACAUGGCUUCAGAGUCAAUAGAUCAUGUGAGACCCAGCUCCUUGAAUUUGGAGAACAGCAAGAUAACUGAUGUGCUGGUGAUGGACUUCUGAAAGGCAUUUGACCAUGUCAAUCAGUUUGCUUCUACACAAACUUCAGAGAUAUGGGAUCCAAGACACUACUAAAACAUGGAUCUCUAGCUUCCUCAGCAACCGAUGCCAAGCAGUAGUGGUGGACAGUACAAGCUCCUCCUUUGUCGAUGGGAAGUUAGGGGUCCCACAGGGAUCAGUGAUUGUGCCCCUGAUUGUUCCUAGCAUACAUCAAUGACCUACCCGAGAAACUGACAUCCCAAGCAAGACUGCUCCCAGAUGACACCGCAGUAUAAAGGACAAUCGCAAACAUAUCUGACUAGGACCAGCUACAACAGGAUCUCAAUCGAUUAGCUGAGUGGGAGAUGAGCUGGGACAUGGAAUUUCAUCCUGCCAAGUGCCAGACACUGUCAGUCUCUCGAAGUUGUACUCCUCUACACUACCAUUACGAACUUCACGGCCAUAAACUUCAGCCAGUUUCCUCCGUAAAGUACGGGUGUUACCAUUCAAAGAGAGGUCCGCUGGGACGAGCAUAUUAACAAUGUGUUCAACCAGGCAAACAAGAUCCUGGGGUUAUUAAAGCGUAAUCUAAAGAUUGGAAACUCCAGUGUGAAAGAAAGAGCCUAUAAAGCCUUUGUCCGUCCGGUUUUAGAUUAUGCAUCUUCAAUCUGGUACCCAUUCACCUAGCAGAGCAUCAACAGGUUGGAGGCGGUCCAGCGACGGGCAGCACGCUUUGUCCUGGACAGGUUCUGGAAUACCUCUAGUGUUGGCAGCAUGCUGGAAGCACUAGGAUGGUCACCAUUGGAGGAAUGACGACGACUAUCCAGGCUCUCCAUGAUCUAUAAGAACAAUAAUGGGCUGGUCCACUGCUCAAGCAUUAAGCAGAAACUUGUCUCUCUCCCCCAUAGACAGCGACGAGGCCAUGACAGGCAAUUCAGGCUCAUACCAGCAAGAAGCCAGUAUAGAAGCUGCUCAUUCCUGCCAAAGGCAAUCAGGGACUGGAACAAACUUUCAAAAAGAACAGUUAAGGGGACAACUCUAGACACAUUUGCGUCUAUUGCCUCAAGCCUUCAAACCCCCAGUGCAUGAUUCCGUUACAGAGUGGCACUUGCAAUCAGUGAAAUAUCCUCAUCAACACCAGGCACAGAAACAUUGCAAAUCCCCUCUACGUGCAUAGGAGCCAAAAUGAUCAAUAAAUUGAUCGUGGGCCCUUAAUACAUAGAAGAAGAAGAACUCUUGCCUGAGUCAGAGUAAAUUUCGAAUAACAAUUAAAUAGUAAUUGACGUAAUUUCAAAUUUUGUAACUUACUUUACAGCUGAUUUUACCAAUGAAACUAAUUAUAAAAAUAAUAUAUUAAAUCAGUAAAAAUCUGUACAUUGUAUAUUUUCAAAAAGUUACAGCCUUUCUUACAUAUUCAGUAAUUUUAAUAUCUAUGCGUUCAGUUUUUAAUUAGUUCAGUUGUCCGUGUGGUCACAUGUCCUAGGAUUCACUUGUUUCUGUUGUCUCUUGUGGUCAGUUGUAGGUUAACCUGUUGUGCGUUCAGAUGUCUGGAAAAUGUUUCUUUUUUACCGUCUCCAAUAUCAUGUGCUGAAGAAUGGCAUGCUUUCAUGGUGAAAAGAAUCAUAAUACUAUUUCUAGAGUUGAAAUUCAUCAAAUUUUAAUUAAAUUCAUCAAAUUUUAAUUUUGUUAAAAUUUAACAUACACUAUUCCAACUUUCAGAUUUCUUUCCAAUGGCCAGUUUUGUUAAAGAUCUGAUGCGGCAGUAUGAUGAAGCUUACCCACAAGCAGGUAAAUUAUAAGAUUGUUAUAUUCUUACUACAGGAGCUUAAAACUCAUGAGAUUAUAGAUGCCUUAUAUAUAAAUAUAAAAAAAAACAACAUAACAUUUUCUAGUACAGUUGAACCCGGUCAUGUCGCCGGCCUAGGGGUUUGCCAAAAAGCGGUGAGAUAACCCAUGUUCAAAAUAAAUGAAAACCAAUAUGGCAGCUAUAUAUUAACAUGUGCUUGAAAUUUCUAUAAGUACAUAAUGUGCGUUAAUAAAUGAGAAUGUACAUACACAUGUUUUUGGAGUUGUUUUUUUUUAACACAACAGCAUUGCUGAGAUUUGUUUGCUAUAAAAAUAUACAUACAUGUUUGUUAACAUCGAAAGGCAUAUUUGCACCAACUAACAGCAGAGUUUUACCAGUGUACAAUUCAAACCACCAUCGAUUCUCGAUACAAACCUUUAUUAUAUUCUCCAGCAUUACAAUGAUCGCUAAAAAAAUCUUUUAAAAAUGGGGGGGGGGGGGCGGUUCGUUUUUACUAAAAGUUAACCAGUUUCAAAAUUAAAUUUGUAUCGAUUCUCGAUACAAACCUUUAUUAUAUUCUCCAGCAUUACAAUGAUCGCUAAAAAAAUCUUUUAAAAAUGGGGGGGGGGGGCAGUUCGUUUUUACUAAAAGUUAACCAGUGUCAAAAUUAAAUUUGCGAGUCAUUUCACUCGGACACAGCUCUGAAAAGUAUCGUACUCUAUGAUUUCUUUUACUAAGUCUAAAAUGCUUGUUGCUUUUUGCCUUUAACAGUCUGCUUGAAAACAAAUGCUUCAAUAUUAUUUAUGCUGUCUAAAACAGUUUCAUCUCCCACAAAGGAACCAUAUCGUUGAAUUUUCUGUACCAUUUCUACCACCUCACCAGCUGAGGGAAUUUGUUCCUAAUCUUCGUCCACAUCUUCUUCAUCUUCUUUGUCAUUGCUGCUUGCACACUGCACAGUUGAUACAAUGUCUUCAUCGGUGAUCAUGUGGAGUUAAAAAGCCAGCGAUUGGUCUGUGUGAUCAAGAUAACCGACAUUAAGUGGCUAAUUUGGCCCUCUUUUGUGCUCGAGAUAUUAGGGUUUGGCGACAUAAAAGAAUUGACAUAACAGAUGAGAAAAUGCAAAGAUAAAGAUAAAGAAUUUGGCGGUUCCACUUCAAAAAUGUCGACUAAAUAGGGUUGGCGAGUUAAUCUGGGUCGAGAUAAGUGGGUUCAACUGUAUUGAUAUCUGCUUUACCGAUUUCCAAUUUGUUCAUCCAGUACAUUACUUUGUAUCUGUUUUGAGAUUAUUUUUUUUGAGACUUCAUGCACAAGUUCAAAUUGGUAUAAUCCAUCAGACCUGGUCAGUUGAAAGUGACCUCUGGUCAGUUUAGAAUCUAUAGUUGGUGGCAGCUAGGAAUAUAGCUUUUGUGGGAUUUAUUCACAAAUAGGCUUAGUGCAGUAGAAGAGAAAUAGAAGCACCCGGUAGCUUUUAAAAUGUUUUAGUCUGGAAAAAAAACACAGUUAACACUCCUUUUGUGUAACUAAACAAGUAUUCUUUUAAGAUCCAUUUUAACUUUUAAAAGAAGCCUAUUCUGAAUGCUACCAUUUUGUUAAAUACUGGUAAAUACAUUAUUCUUCUUUAUUUAGAUUAAUAUUUCCUUUACAUAUGGCUCUAAUUGCAGUUUUAUACCAUAUUUAGAAUGGGAUCUCUGCGAAUUUUAUGUUAUAUUUUUUAUUUUUAUUAUAUUAUCCAGCUGGCAGCUUUCAAUCAAAUUAAAAAAGACUUGUACAAAAUAUAUGCAUCAACUCAACUGUAAUUAAACAUUUUUCAGAUCUUUUCUCAUGGCAAUAAAUGCCUAUUGUGAAUAAGAGACCAAAGUUAAUAAAAAAAUCAACAGAAAGUUAAAAACAGACUAAACCGAACCACAUCUAAUUUUUACUGUGUACUUAAAUUAACCCAGAGAUUUUCUUUGGGAUUCUUUACUUAUCCAAUCAUAAAAAGAUUAAAUACAAAAAAAAAAGAGAACUGAUUUAAAUUCAAAUAAAAUAAUUUACAGGCAACUAUUUUUGCUUAUCUAGUGUAAUUUUUUUCAUGUACAGGUUUUGAAAUAUUUUGAAGAGGUUUUGGGAAUUUGUGUAUAAGAUUUUGAACUCAGAGGUUAGCAAGCAUGAGUAUUUUAAUUAUUUAUUUUCACUUGGCCUAGAGUGAGGUAUACACACCUUUUAUGAUUUUUUAGUAUCAUAAUUUUAUAUGACUUUUCAUUUUAACAAAACUUAAUGAUGGGAUAUGGGAUGAUGUUAACCUAUCUUAUCAACUUUUUAGGAAUAUUUGAAACAUCACUUAAAAAUUUGUAGACUUAAGUUUUUUUUAUUAAGCUUGUUGAUAAAGAGCACUUAAUAUAUAUAAGGUUAUCAGCUAAUAAACUGAAUUAAUUUUGAGUUGUUGCAUUAUUAGACAUAUUGAACAUAUCUUUUUGAGUAAUUUGGGAAAGUACAAUUUACUUAUCAAAAGUGCUUUUCAUUGUUUAAAAUAUUAAGUUGCUAAGGUACUUCGCAAGGAAGAUAAUCAAACAAGUAAUGGCAACAAUCAAAGUUAGUUCAAUGUUUUAUUGUAGGAGAACAACACUGAGUCCUACCAACAUAGAGCACUCACAAGACAGCAUAAAAACAUGACUUCACUACACAAUAAGUAAUGUGGUGUGCAAAACAAUGCGCAAUUAGCAUUCAGCAUUUUGUCAAUUUCCAACACUCCUUCUCAAAAUACUAAAUAAAGCUAAUUCAUUGGUUUCACACCAAUCAUGUCUCUAAGAAUCUUGAAUCUUUGCUGAUACAGUCCCUUAGUAAGAAUAUCAGCUAUCGUAAGAAUAUCAGCUAUCAUUUGUGCAAGCAACCGAGCUUUAGACUAUGUCUCUCAAUUUGUCUCUCAGCGUUUACUUUGAUCAUAAACACUCAUUUGCUUCCUACAGCUUUUCUUCCUUCUGGCAGUGCUACUAAGUCGCAGACUUCGUUUUUCUUGAACUUGCCAUGGCCUGUCUCGCUGUACUGGGUUCUUCCAGAUCCCGAGUCAAGUUUAACCACUCACCAUAUCGAUUUGGUGGGCGUUUAACUUUCGCUGAUCGUCUGACAUCUAGCUCCUCAUCUGGUUCAUCAACACCUUCAUCAUCAGGAUCAUCAACAUGAUUCACUUCUUCAUCUACGUCAUUAUCAAUGAAUUCCCGAAAUACAGGUGUUGAUUCCUGAGACAUUUCAGUCUCCUUCUCAAGACCGAACGUGUUCUCUACUUCUUCAUCGUCAUCAAUGAAUUCCAGAAAUAUAGGUGUUGAUUCCUGAGACAUUUCAGCCUCCUUCUCAAGACCGAACUUGUUUUCAUUAAACAGAAUGUCUCUGCUGUAAAUCACCGUAUUCGUUUUCAAAUUGUACAGGCGAUAACCCUUGACAUCGAUUCCGUACCCCAGAAAAACACAUUUCUGUGUUUUUGAAUCGAACUUCUGUCUUUCAUCUUUAGGAAUAUGUGCAUACGCAACACAUCCAAACACUUUCAGGUGAUUGACACUGGGUUUCGUACCAGUAAACACCUCAAAUGGUGUAGUAUCUUGAAGAGCCUUAACAGGAUUUCGAUUCUGCAGAUAUACAGCUGUUGACACUGCUUCUGCCCAGAAUUUUCAUGGGAGCUGUGCCUCAGCCAGAAUGGAACGUGCUGCUUCCACAAUAGACCUGUUCUUCCUCUCUGCUACUCCAUUCUGUUCUGGUGUUUUCGGAACAGUCAGGAUCCCCUCUCUUUAAAUAACCUUCAAAUUCAUUUGAAGUAAACUCUCCACCGUUAUCGGUGCGUAGGGCCUUAAGAUUUUUUCCAGUUGACUUCUCAACCAUAACUUUCCGUUCAAAGAAACACUUAAAGACCUCAUCCUUGUGCUUAAGGAUAUAAACACAAGUAUAUCGACUGAAAUCGUCAAUAAAAGUAAGAAAAUAUUGAGCUCCACCAAGUGAUUGUGUGCUGACCUUAACGCACACAUCAUUGUGAACCAGGUCAAGUAUCCCAUUUCUUACCCUCCCACUUGACGGAAACUUGGUCCUGUGAUGUUUGCCCUUUGCACAUGGUUCACACAGUUCCCUAUUUGACCGCUCAUCAUACUCAAGACCAUCCACUAGAUUUCCUAUAGCCAACUUCUUGAGAUUUUGAAAACCUAGGUGUCCAUAGUGUCUAUGCCACAGUUCCUCACUUGUUUCUUUACCUCCGUUUGCUGUAUUACAGUGAUGUUCAUUGGCAUAAUGACACAAACGUUACAAACCACGUGACCGCACUCCCUUUGCCAGAAGUUUACCGUUAUUAUCUUUUAUUUCACAACCUUUGAUAUUGAAAUAAACUUUCUUUCCAGCCUCAAUUGCGUGGUCAACACUGAACAGAUUACACUUGAGUUCAGACACAUAAAGCACAUCAUGCAGCGUGCAUUCUUCGUGCUUAUUACCAGGCAACUUCAUCCUUAGUUUGACAACACAACAGGCAUGUGCCUUCAGAUUCCGUCCAUCUCCGAAUCCUAUAUUCAGAGGCUCUUCCAAGUUUGACAACUGGACAAAUUCAGAUCUCCUGCAACACAUAUGACUUGUUGCUCCAGAAUCAAUAAUCCAAGUCGCGACACUAUUGCCUGUAGUUAAGGCAUGCCGAUGCCUCAUUAACAGUCCCCCACUUUCAUUACUUGAGCAUCUCUUAGCCUUAAUCUCAGUGUGAUUUGCCUUAUUUUGUCUGUAAAUAUGUUUGCCUGAUUCUUGCCUUUUUAACUCAGGACAAUCUCUUUUAAUGGGUCCAAUUCUCUUACAAUAAUAACACUGGGGUCCUUUCUUAAUUGUCUUCUCCUUCGACACAAGUGCUCUACUUGGUACUUCUUGCCUUCGUUGUGAUAUCUUUUGCUCUUCAUGAAGUAAUCGUUCAGUGACAAGUUCAAUCUGAGCAAGCCUCAAGAGCAGUUACCAACAUAUUGUAUGAGUUGGGAAGGCUAGCAAGUAGGUGAACCACCCUGUCUUCUUCAUCAACGGCAUCUCCUACCACAACAAGCUCGUUGAAAAUCUCUGUUAGAGUUUUAAUGUGGUCAUGCACAGAGUCCCCAUCAUUCAUUCUAAUUGUAAGUAAUCUCCUUCUCAGCGCCAGUCUAUAAGCCCAUGUCUUCUUUUGAAACUGAUCCCUCAGUUUUUCUCAGACAUCUUGGGUUCAACUGGAUUGCCGAUUAAUUACAAUAAUGAAGUGUCCAACGCCAACACAAUGAUACCCAAAGCCCUAUCUCUCCUUACAGUAAAUUUAGCAACCUUCUCCGAUUCAGCCUUGUCAGGUGUAAUUUCAGACCCAGUAACAAUCCCCCAGAGUCCAUCCUUCAUCAAGGCCAUCUGGCAUUGAAUUUUCCAGGUCGAAUAAUUUGCACCAACAAGAGGAAUGAUGCUUGUGUUUAUGUUUGCCAUUCCGGUAAUUCUACGAACACCGAUUCCGAAUACAAACCACACAAAAAAUCGAAUCAGCAACAGCUUAGCACAGGAUAACGCUACCUGGGCCCAUAACCUGUUGAAAAUAUUAAGUUGCUAAGGUACUUCACAAGGAAGAUAAUCAAACAGGCAAUGGCAACCAUCAAGGUUAGUUCAACUUCUAUUGUAGGAGAACAUGGAGUCCUAACAACAUGGAGCACUGGACAAGGCAGCAUAAAAACAUGACUUCACUACACAAUAAAUAAUGUGGUGUGCAAAACAAUGCACAAUUAGCAUUCAGCAUUUUGUCAAUUUCCAACAUUCAUUUGAAAAAAAAUUGCAGGCUGCCACAUAGUUACAUGAAAUUUAAGUUGGCAUCAUUCUCUGGUUCAUUUAAAACAAAUUCUUAAGUAUGGUCCUUUGCUUUGAGUAUUUUGUUUACAGAUAGUUUAAUGACAUAUUUUUCUUUGGUGUCAGUAAAGAGCCUUGUCACGUCUAUAAUCACUCACAGUACACAGACUACCACAAUACUAUCUAUCAACAACAGAGGUGUUGUGUAUUUCUAUGAAAUAUAGUGACUAUCCUUUAAUAAUGCGUAAUCACAAUAAUAAUCAUAACUAGAUAAUACUUGUACCGAUCUUAAAAACACUUAGAAUAAAUCUGCUCUACUUGAACGCCACAAUCACAAUCUAUUCAUUAUCUUAUCACAUAAUAUUAAUAACAUGGACUUAAAAUAACCGCCAUGACUCCAUCUUUCUUUGUAUCUCUUCUUCACUGAUUGGUUCGUCUUACCAAGUCCCAUACUCUAUAAAUUACAAGUCAUAAUUCUCACCUCACUUGACUCCCUUGUAAAUCAUUAUUAUUUGUGACACCCUCCCUCUUCAUUUUUAAACAAAUUUGUAACAAAUUUUUAAAUUACUACAUAUAAUCCAAGUCAAACCUUUAUCAACAUCAUAAAUUUAACAUCUUACUUCAUAUCACAAUAUCAAGAAUUAAAAAAUAUAAUAUCCCCAUCAAUAGUUAAUGAAUUUCAUCAUGGGGAUCAUCAAUAGCUGUAAAGUCAAAAUAUGUACUCUCUCUUUUUUAAGAGAUAUGACAUUCUUAUAUACGAACUAUCAUAAACAUAUUCUAUUUCAUCUCAAAAUAUUAUUACGUCAUAGGAAUAUAUUUCUAAAUUGUACCUAUAAACAAAAUUGUUGCUUAAAUUGUACAUAACAAUUAUACACAAAUUGUUCAACCUCCAUUGUGUCUACAAAAAAAAUCCUUUGUUAUUUUUGCAUUCCAUUAAUUUUAAAAUGAUGUGCCAAGCUAUAGUUUGAACUAUUUCUAUUUGUUAUAAAUCAUUCUGGAUAAAAUGUCUUCACUAAUCUAUCUUUACUUAUGUUUAGAAUGGUUUCACAUGUUCCAUUUAUUUCAUUUGCUUCUGAUUCCAGUUCAACAUUGUUCUUUUGUUGUGCUCUUGUUAUCACAUUAAGUUUAAGAUCAUGUUGCUAUUUGUUUCUUUUUUUUUAAUUGUUAUUUCUGUUUUCUGUUAAAUUGUGAAUUAAUUCUUCUUUCAUGCUUUCAUUGUUUCCAAUGUUAUCUUGUGUUAUCUUAUGUGCUUUCUUAUUUCCUAUCAUUUUAUCUCUAAGUAGUUUUGCUUUCAUGUGGUCUGAUAACUUUUCAUUUAUAGCAAUGGCAUUAAAUCUAUGUAUGUAUUUUUCUAUGUUCUCAGUGCCAAUUCCAUUUGCUCAUUGUAAUUUCCUUCAUGCUGUCAAUCUGUUUUUCUUCUAUUUCUUUAUCUUGACUAUCAUCUUUUUCUAACUAGGUAGAAGUAUGCAGUUUGUUUUCUUCUCAUCAACCACUGUUUCAUUAAAAUUUCAGAAUUGUCAGGUAUUACAUCAGGAAUGUUACCUAUUAUCAAUGGUGUUAUAGGUUUAUCCAUUACAACUGCUUGAAUUUUCCUGUUACCCAAGGUGUAUCAACUUUAAUAAUUGCUGUCUGACAUGAGAUACUUUUUCCAUCUCCCAACUUGUUUUCUUUAGAUUCAGUGAAUUGAUAUGGUUUUACUAAGAUUCUGUCAACAAUUGUUGAGCAUCCAGUGUCUCUGAGACAUAAUGUUUCUUUUUCAUUGACAUAAGCUGGGUAGAAACUUAACUGUCCUUUACUAUUCAACAUUGUCGCUACAGUAUGAUUAUAUGCUGAUCUUCCUCUUUCAUAAGCUUUUCUUGGUGGACUGUUAUUAGGCGAAAAUCUUCUGUUAUUUUCCUGUCUAACAUUGUGAGAAUAAUUGAAUUUCCUGCCCUGAUUCCAGUCUUGUCUUCUGCUUGUUUGACUAAAUUUAAUAUAAUUUUGACAGUUUCUUCUUAAAUGUUCUUCUUUUCCACAACUCCAGCAAUUAAAUAUUCUUUUUGAGUCGUUUCUGUUUGUAUUUUUUCUGUCUUUUAUGGUUUCCCAUAGCAUAUAAAAUAUUCUCACUGUAAUUUUUAUUUGAUAAUUUGGCAUUGGGAUGGCUAUCCUUAAAAUCUGAAAUUGCAGUAACCAAUCCCCUCAUGUCUUUUAUUUUUCUUUGCUUGAUAAAUGAAUAUAAUCCUUCAUUUGCCAAAUUGAGGACUUAUUCAAUGACAAUUAAUUCCAUAAUAGCCCUUGUAUCUUCCAUGUUUAUCUGUGUCAACCUCAUCCAAGAAGUUAAAUCUGCAAAUAAAUUGUCAGUCCAUGCCUGAGGAUCAUCACUUGUUCUUAAAUCAGCCUCAUGGAAUCUUUUCUAUAGAAAUAGAAAUCUUCUGUUUUGUUAAAAUGUCUUAAAAGUUGUUCAUUGUUUCGUAGUCAAUAAUUUCUAUAUUUUGCAAACAAGCCAGGGAGUCUCUAGCUGAGCCUGUCACAGCUGAAAAUAACUCCACCUUCCAAUCACUCUUGUGAGUAUUUUGUAAACAGCAUUGAGUUUCAAAUAUUCUGAUAAAAUACUCAAAAUUUUCCUUUUUGUUGUCAAUUGGUUUUAAUUUGAUGCGAGGAUGAUUUUGAUAAUUCCUUGAUCUUCUGUAUGUGUUCUAUUAUUGAUAAGAUUGGCUGAUUCCAAUUUUUUCAUUUCCAGUUCAUGGGAUCUUCUUGACGCCCUUUCAUCCCUUUCUUCAAUCUUCCCUCUUUCAAUUUCAAUUCUCUGUGUUUCUUUAUGUACAAAUUCCUUUAGUUCAUCACCUUUAUACCCCAUGUCUUUAGCAAUUGCUACCAAUUCUCUCAUAACUUCCAUGGUUAUGUGUAUGUCAAAAGGUAUUGUUAUUAUAUUCGAUUUAAUCUAUAUAAAUACCCAAUUCAAUCAAUCAAUUAAACAGGACUAAACAAAAACAAGUCACUAUUUUCUUUAAUUGAUAGAAGAAUUAACGAGAGAAAUCACAAGUAAUAGGCAACAAGACCAUACUUAAAUAAAUAAUAACACAGUAAUUUACAGUAGAUUAGACAAUUUACAAACUUGACAAUCACAAUCUAAUACAAAUAAUAUUUAUUUAUUAAGAAGAGGGCAAAAUUUCAAUCUAUACAGUGCUAAUAACAUUAAUCCCUCAAGUUAACAAAAAAUAUUUAAUCUAAAAGAAAUUUAAAGCUGUGAGCACUGAUACAAAUUAAUUCUUUACACUACACAACAUGUAAUACAAUUAAUAAAGUUAAUCUUAAAUAAUGUUCUUUCUUCUUUUUUUACGUCUUGUUUUCAAUGAAUCUUUAGUUCUGGAACACUUAUUAAAUUUAAUAAUAAUGUCCUCUUAUCAUACACAUAGUCACAAAGAUCACACUGUCUAUUGCGAUUAUUUUAACACAGUAAAUUUCAAAUAAGUUCAUCAAUUCAUAUUUUCCUCCACACACAUGGUAAGUUCAUCAGCAAGGUAUUCUAAUUCACUUUUUCCUCCACACAAAAGUAAGUCAUCAGCAAAGUAAAUUCCAUAUUUUCAUCCACUCAUAUGUAAGCUCAGGUCAUCAAUUCCACAUUUUCCUCCACUCAUAUGUAAGCUCAGGUCAUCACUUCCACAUUUUCCUCCACAUCUAGAUAUCUCUCGCCAUCAUAAGAAUAAGAAGACGAGGUCACUCGAAAUUGAAAAGGAUGUCUGUCACUUUCACAUAAAAGUUCGAUUAAUUUUGAUUGUUAAUAAAGUUUUUCACCAAAUUUCUUGAAUUAAACAAAAUAGUUUACAAUUAACAGUUCAGCAGUUGUUCCCGAAGGAUUGGCUAAAGAUAUAUCAGUAGUACUAGUCACUGGUAGUAGAGGCUGCCACAUAGUUACAUGAAAUUUAAGUUGGCAUCAUUCUCUGGUUCAUUUAAAACAAAUUCUUAAGUAUGGUCCUUUGAGUAUUUUGUUUUCAGAUAGUUUGAUGACAUAUUUUUCUUUGGUGUCAGUAAAGAGCCUCAAACAUCUUUCUUUUAUUAUAAUAGAUUCAUUGUUUGUAACAACUAGGAGAUGCUAUCUUUUGCCUGAAGUGGACACUUUUUGUAAUAUUUAGGUCAGAUGGAGGCUUGCUUAAAAUAGAAGAGAUGUGUUGAUUUUUAAAAAAAAAGACAUAUUUAAAAUUUUACCCUGAUAUAUAAUUUAAUUUCUUCUUCUUCCUCUUCUAUAUCUUAAGGGCCCACGAUCAAUUUAUUGAUCAUUUUGGCUCCUAUGCAUGUAGAUCGGAUUUGCAAUGUUUCUGUUACUGGUGUUGAUGAGGAAAUCAGGCACUAGGGGUUUGAAGGCUUGAGGCAAUAGACACAAAUGUGUCUAGUGUUGUCGCAUCAACCGUUCCUUUUGAAAGAUUGUUCCAGUCCCUCAUUGUCUUGGGCAGGAAUGAGCAGCUCCUAUACUGGCUUCUUGCUGGUAUGAGCCUGAAUUGCCUGUCAUGGCCUCGUCGCUGUCUGGGGGAGACAAAAUGAUAAUGCAUGAACUUUCCAGAGAUAUUUCUCUCUUAAUUUUGCUGCAAUCAUCAUUAUUGUACUAAAUUGAUGUAGUGUAUCAUAAGUGGGGAGAUGUUUGGUAAUUAUGAAGGAUUUUGUUAAAUUAUUUUUGAUAAUAUGUUCCUGAGAUUGUGUGGUGGAAGAAAUACAUUUCGGGCCUGGAAAUGCCUGGAUCCACAUUUAUGUUUUCCUUAUGAGCGCUGCUGCUAGGUUGAUCAUGAAGUUUAAUGUUUGUUUUUAUUUGUGCACAAAAAUGAAUGUCUUCCUGUGCGCUGUGCGAAAGAUAGAUAUGCUCAUUACAUGAGAACAUUGUGUUGAGUGUUAUUUUACUUUACGUCUGGUUGUUUUGAAACGUAUCAAAGAAGAAUAAUCAUUCUUAGACCAAGGUGGGCAACCUUUUUCCAAAAUAUGUAGCAAAUGAAUGAAAAGUAACAUUCGCCACAAUAUAUAUAAAUCAUAAAACUAGUAUUAAAUCAAAUGAGAGUUAAAACCGCAAAAGGCAGUGGCUCCGUCAGUUGUAUAUAUUUAUAAUAACAUUCAAAUAAUUGUAUAUAUAUUGUGCAAUGUUAUAUAUUGGCUGAUUUAUAUGUAUUCAAGAAAAAAUAAUAUUUUUCAGCAUGAAGUCCUGUCUUGAUUAGUGUCUUGAUAAUUAAUAUCCUCUGUCUCAUCUCUCUUUAUGGGUUUUUUAUUUGCAGUAAUAGUUUUUUUUAAUAUACUUAUAAAUUCCAUUUCAGAUCCUCGUACCCGUAACUGGUUUUUGGUGUCUAACUCUCCAUAUCCAGUAUGGGUUCUAACAUUCCUGUACCUGGCCUUAGUGGCACUAGGCCCGCGAAUUAUGAGAGAUCGCAAGCCAUUGUCCAUACAAUGGUUUAUGGUCAUUUAUAACUUGGGACUAGUUGGUCUAUCUAUCUACAUGUUUGUGGAGGUAAUUCUUAGAAUAAUUUCAUAUAUUUUAUUUGUGUAUUUAAGUUCCUUUUUCUUAUGGGUAAUUUGAAAAAAAAAGUUAGUCAUUUGUCAAAAAGAUUUAGGUGCAACUAAACAUUUCCUUUUAGUAUCCUCUUUUUAGUUAUACACAAAUGAUUUAAUGUCCAGCUUAGUUUGUUUAUAUCAUUUCCCUCCUAAAAAUAAAUAACUACGUGCUCACAUUAUGUAAACCCUCCAUGUUAACAUGGAAAUUUGUACUCAAAGAGUUUACAAAAAAAAUUGUUUUGUUGUAACCCUGGUGUGCAAUAGCCUUUUGUUAUAGCCACACAUUAGGCUCCCUGGUUGCUACAAUAGCCAUAUUUUCUAAAUUAAUUGAUAUUUUAGCUACAGACUUUUAAUUGUAGACGGCAAUUGUAUUGUAGAGAAUUUAUGACAACAAUUAAAGUAAGUAAAAUGGAGAGAGAUGUUUUCAAAUUCUUUUUUCUGAAAAUAUUUGCAAUUUUACUAAUUCUUGAAAUAAAGCACAUCGUAUUCCUUUAUUUAACCCCAAAAUUUACAUCUAUAAGUCGGGAACAGUGGUUACUGAAGAGAGGGUUAACUUAUAUAAUUAAGAGGACUCAUCAAGAACAAUGUAAGACACGAAAAAUUUGAAACCGAAAAAUGCUGCAGCAAGGCUUAUUUUUUUUAGUGAAUAUGGGAGUUACUGCUAUCACAUUAGUUGAAAUCCAAGCAAUUUGAUCAAUUUGACAUUUUUUGCGUUGACCUUGACUUUCACAAAAAAAAUAUUUGUAAUAAAUACAUGGAUUUUUUUUAUUACUCUAGAUUCUUCUCAGUAUCUGGGAUGCUGGUUAUGAUUUGGUUUGUGCAAACUAUAACAAAGAAUCUAUGGCUAAUCCCAAAGAACUCAGAGUAAGUUUUCAUGUACAGGACUAUGGUCAAUGGCUAUUAUUGUUAUAUGUAUAAUUUAAAUUGCAUAAUAUAUUGAUAUUUAUAGUUGCUGAAUCAUUAGUUCAUUAUGUUGAAAAACUGAGAUGAUGGUUGCUAUUUUUAAUUAAAAAAUCUUAACCCACGAACUGUGGCAUAGAUCAUUCUGUAGUGUGGAAGCUUUUCAGAGCUUUUUCAGUGCCUUUAGAAAUAGCAUUAAAUGACAUAGAAAUAUUGACACAAGACCCCAGUAAGUAAAUAUUUUUAAAAAGGUAAAUUGAUGGGGAUCAAUUUGGCUAUACAGUGGAACCUCUCAUAAUUCGUUCCAGACUCUUACUCGUUAAGUGAAACACUCGUUAAACGAAACAAUUUUUCCCAUACAAAUCAAUGUUAAUUCGAUAAUGUGUUCCAUGCUGAAAAAAUACUAAUUUUUCAAAAAAUUUGAUUAACAUUUAUUCAAAUAAAAUUACUUAUGAAUUGUUAAGGAGUGUAACAACUUGGAAUACAAUUUAGAUUUGAAACAAAAAACGUAAAUAAAAAUAUGAAUUUAUGACAAAUAAUUAAUCCUUUUUAACUAGAAAACUGUCUAAAGACAUUUGUUUUUGCAGAUGCUUCAAAAUUUGACAAAAAUGUGUCACAGCAUUAUCAUUGAAUAAAUUUGUAGCACGAAAAGCCACCACCUUAUUAGGGUGAUGCUUCUCAAUGUACGAUGCAACCGCUUCCCAUGCUUUCAGCAUUUCUCUUAUUGUGCUAGAAGAUUGUUACUCUGCUACUUCCUCCUCCAUUAAUGAGCUCUCCUCCAUAAUUUCUUGCUGUGAAACACGAUGCAACUCCAUAAGCUCUUCAGUGGUCAACUCUUGACUGUGCUCUUUCACAAGCUCUUCAAUAUUGUUGUUGUCCACCUCGAGUCCCAUGAUAUUGGCCAAUGACACAAUCUCGUUAACUGUAGACUCCGCAGGUACUGUUUCACAAUCACAUUCAACAACACUCUGGCCAAAGUUUUUUCCAAGCAAAAGUGAGGAAAAGGGACUUCCCCUUUCUGCUUAACUCGUUAUGUGAAUGUCGCUCAUUAAGGGAGCAACUUCUUUACAUUUUUUUUUUGCUCGUUAUGCGAAUUACUCGUUAUGAGAGGUUCCACUGUUUUGCCCACCCGUAAAAAUUUUUUUUUUUUCAGUGUCCUUGACCUUGGAGUGCUCAAGAAAACAAAAGAUCAACAAAAUGUCUUGCAUUCAAGUGCUUAUAACAUAAUUAAUUUUUAUAGAUUCCAUUAAAAUACUAUGUAAAUGUUGUAGCCAAUUCAUUUAUCUUUCAGAAAAUGUAUAGAUUGUUAAGGUUUUGAUUACAAUUAAGCCUCUGAAAGCAAUUUUAGUAAUUUUAGGUCAUUUAUUACUGAACCUGGAACCACAGCUAAAACCAAGUACACCAUACAAAAUUUCCGGCAAAAAAGUUAUUAUUGACUUUUAAGCAUUUAAAAAGGAACUGUGGAACCCAUUUGGAUUGUUUAACUAUAAAAUUUAUUAGUUCUGAUCUUUAAUCUGUAGCUUCUGUGACUAAAAUUCAGUCAGUCCUUGCCCAACCUACAGGCCUGGCUCGAUGUCUACCAGUAGGCCUACUUCAGUAUCACUAAGACUAGUAUCAGAUUCACUAGAAGAAGACUCCGAACUGAGAUCGUCAUGGGGAAUGUUAAAAUCAUCAUCAGUAUCACUUAAAUCCUCUCCUAAAAUGCUCUCAAAAAUAUUUCUAUUAGUUAUCGUACUGAAGGCCCAGCCAUGGCUUCAUCCAUUUUAGCUUUAAAAAAACAGCGAUAUAAAACUCCGAUUAAAAAUUACUUAUUAAGUUAUCAACAAACAGCUUGACCCUGAAGAUGAUUUAAUUAUUAAUAAAAGGAAGUGGCUAUAAUUCCAAUUAAAUAUUGGAUCUGACCGUGUUUUUUAAUCAGCCAAUUUUUUCGGCCACCUCAGUACAGAAUGAGAAUAUCGGCCGACCACAGUUUGUGGGUUAAAGUUGUCAACUGUAAUUCAUGUAUUAUGUUUCCACUAAAGGGGUGAAAGAAUAAUUAGGCUUUUUAUUUUGUGGUGAGACAGAACUUAGUGUAAUUUCGGAUUGUCAGCAAGUAGCAUCAAGAGCAUCACUCUGAAAUAACUCAUUGUUGAAACCCAAAUUUUAAUUACCUAUAUUUUGAUAUCUGCUUUUUCUAGAAUAGAUCUUCAAAAAUAUUCAUUUUAAAAUAUUGUCAAUGAAUGUCAAAAUGGACCUCUUUCUGGGAACUAAAAAUUAAAGUAUUUUUGGGUUGUAACGUGAACUUUCAAGCAGUAGCAAUGAAGUUUUAAUUUAAAUACCACUGAUUGGAAAUUACACGUUAUUUUACAAGAAAAAAGAUUUAGCUCUCAAAACAUUUUCGAUUUACAGUAAAUCUAAAAGAGCUUUAUUUGAAGAGGGCUUUUGGAAAAUAUUAUAUGGAUAAAUGAGUAAAAACUUAACAUAUUUUAAGCAUUAAAAAAAACAACCUUAGAACAUGUAAUUCAAUGUUAAUGUGUAUUUAUAAAAAAAAAAUUUAAUAUUGAUUUAAAAUUUUCUGUUAUUGCACAAUUUUUAAAAAAAAUGUUAACUUUUUCAUUGUCAGGUUGCAAAAGUACUCUGGUGGUAUUUCUUUUCCAAAGCUAUUGAACUGUUGGACACUGUGUGCAUGAUUGCCCGCAAAAAAUUUGAGCAGGUUACUUUUCUACAUUGGUUUCAUCAUGCAAGCAUGCUCAAUAUCUGGUGGUGGACCAUGAUGUUUAUACCUGGUGGAAUGUGUAAGUCCAAUAAAAACUGAAACAUAUUUGAAAAGAAAUGCCAGGUUUCACUAUUGCUAAUGGAUAAAAAAUAAUUAGGUAUCUACUCCUUUUUUCUUGUUGCAGUAACUUUUUUCUGAUAAAUCAAAAACAUAAUAUUUUUGUACUGUAUAAUUUAUGUCAAGGGUGGCCAAUAGGGCGUCCCAAAAAAAUGAAGUUUUGAAAUGUUGAUGUCUCACCCCACAGAAUAUGUCUGUAUGGUAACAGUAGUUAACCUGCAAAAUUUCAGCUCAUUUGGACAAUGUUUAGAGGUCCCCCAAGAGGUUUAAAGUUCCAGAUUUUGGUGUAAAAUCAUUCGCGGUCAAAUCUAAUACAGCGUUAAUGUUGCAUUAUAUGCGAAACUGAUAUAUUAAGUAACAAAUUGAUGCUUAGUAUUGUUUAUAAUAUUAAAUGAAACAAAAUAUAUAAAUCUUGAAUGGUUUAUAUUUUUAAAUUUGAAAUUUAAGUAAAAAAUUAUGAAAAACAAAGUUUUAUUCAUUUUUUCAAGUUAAUUCUUGAAAGAAUGUCAAUCUGCUUGAAAAAUAAUAAUAAGCAAUGCAAUUAAGCAUUCCUAAUAUUUAUCUUGUACUUUGUACUGUAGGUUAGACAAAAAUUUAAAAAAGUUCUUCAAAUUUAAAUUUUAGCCAGCUGUUCACGAUUACACUCUGCAAAAUUUUUCCGAUGUUUGUCAACCACUUGGAGCAAAAAUUGUUUUUGUUCUUCGUCCUUGGUGAUACUGUCAUUGAAAUUUUGUAUCAAUGCUACACCUCGCUCUGCAGAGUCAUUGAUACAAGCCAGAUUCUUUACAAAAUCUGCUGCAACUUUAAAAGAUGGUGUAUCUGACCAUGCUUCAACAGGAACAUCUAGAAAACUGGCAUCAAUGUUGGAUGUUUCAAAAAAUGUGGUAGAAGCACGCAAAUCAACAACACUUUUUGGUAGUGUUUUUAUGAGAUGCGGUCCACGUUCUGAUUGCAUUGUCCGAACAAGGCCAGUUUUUUCUUUGUCCGACAAAAGGGUUGAAAAUAACACAAGCGUCGACAGUUCCGGACUCAAGUACCACGAGUGACGCACCAUCAUUUUCAAUCCAGUCGAUCGAAGAACAGCAUCAUCAUAUUCGUAUAAACGCUGUAUCAACAAGAUAUCAUUCACAGGUGCAUCUGCGGUGAGCCUGCAUGAAAACCAUGAUUGAAGAUAAACACAUAUGGUAAACCGAUUAAAGCGCUGAAUACCUUGUAAUUCUCGAGCUGUUAACUGAAAGAUGGUUUCGUUGCCUGCAAACAAUAGUUCGAUUUUCAAUGCAUAGAUUGCUUUCGCCAUCCACCUUGCCCUAUGUAGGGCACCAGGUCUGCGAAUGCUGACAUCAACCUCCAACCCAACCAUUUGUGCAGCAAGCAGAAGAAAUUCCAAAUAAUCAUCACGUGAAUGACUGACCUCAAGUUGACAUUUGAUAAAUUCUUUAAUCGAAUCGGACACGAUUAUCAAAGGGGCGGAUCUGGCUUCGGGUGUGUGGUUUAAUUCUGGCCAUUUUUCUCGAAACCUCUUAAAAAACAAAAUCUCUGGUCCAGUGGAUGGUCCAAGACAAACAUUGAAUGCAUCGGAAAGGAGUACUUCCAACAUGUGAUGACGGCAUGCCAUCCAUAAUAGAUUACGUCCCAGGGCUACUUCUAACAGAGUGCAAGCUCCAUUGAGUCUUCCAGUAUUGGAAGCCGUAGUGUCGAAGCACAUGCCGAUGACCAUAGAUUCGCACUUCCACGAUUUGAUAUGUUCAUAUACUGCAUCAGCAGCUGCCCGUCCUGACCCGGACCCGGAUGCUAACUUGGGAACACCAAGAAGCUUUGUAGUGCCAUCGACAAGUGAUGAGAGCAGGACAGGUAAUCGAUCGACGUUGUUGGUAACCUCUCCGGUAACAUCGGGCAAUAGCUUACCAUCCCAAUGAACAAUUGAUUUUGAGGGAAUAUAGUCUUCUUUUAUACGUGCUGCAGCUUGUUGACGACGAAGCUUGCGAUGACGAUGCAUUGUGCUCUUGGAAAAUACUGUGUCAGCUUCGUUGAAUGCGGAUGCAAGUAUCAUUGUAGAUUUUCUAAUGCUGGUGUUCGUUCUGUCCAGCACUGCAGCAACUUUUGGUGAUGUGAUGCUUCGUCUGCGAUGUCGUGUUGCAGAAUUUGUUUUGCUUGAGGAUGCUGAUUGGAUGACAAAUUCUUCAUCAGGUUCUGCAUCGUCACUGGAAUCCCGACAAAUGGAUGAUGUCAUUGAAUGUGUGUCUGUGUCACUGUCAGAACCACCUACAUCCAGUUGCUGUUCUAUGUCUACUGCUGACUCUACACUUGAACCUGAUGGUAACCCAUGGUGACGGCACUGUGGUGUAGCAUCUUUUGCUGCAUCACCAACAUCCCUGAUAAAUUGUUUCUGACGCUCAGCAACUCGUUUUUCUUUAGCAGCAAGCUUUUUGUCCACUGUUUUGCACAUUAGGUAUUUUAUAUGUUUUCUCGCAUUUAUUACAUUUUCUAAUUAAGAAUCACACAAUUUCAACUCUAGUUAAUGGUAGCAAUGAGGUAAAUAAAAGUAUAUUUAAACUUCAUUUUAUUCAUAUAUGGCAUGCAAAAACUGCAAGUUAUUUGAGCCACGAUUUGUCUGGAUUUUUAUGUUGGCCUAAUACUGGAAUUGUAAAAGCUCUUGGGGGACCUCUAAAUGUUGUUCAAAUGAGCUACAACUUCACCAAUUCACUCAUUGUACCCAAGAGACACAUUUCAGGGGGUGAGACACCAAAGAUUAAAAAAAAAAUUUUUUCCGAGCAUUUCUGGGACGCCCUAGUGGCCAAUGGUCUAAACUAAGUCAAUCUCAAGUUUGUGGUCUGCAGUACAAUCCCCACCAAAACUCAGUCCAAGAGAAGGAAACUCUGAAUUCAAACCAGGAGAUGGAGUCCUGUAGGCAGGAUAUCAUUGACCCAAUGAAACAUUCGGACAACUCCUAGAAUGUUACUGGUGCCAAGCUGUAUCAUCCACAUAGGAUGUUCCCUAGGGUUAUCCAGCGGCAUGUAGAGAGGCUGAUAUUCCUCAAAAGAAUAAUCCAAUGCCUUGAGGAUUAUGUCCUGCGAAGUCUACACUCGUCACAUUGUGAAGGACGUAUGCCAGCCAAUGUCUCCAUAAUUGCCUUGUACAUUUUCUUUGGUUGGUGUCCACAGAAGAGUUUUUGUCCCUUAAGUUAUGUUCACACUGUAGAUUUGUUACUGAGAUUCUCAGCUGGGUAGGACUGCAGAUUUGUUACUGAGAUUCUCAGCUGGGUAGGCUUUUGGAAUAUAAAUUGCGAGAUUUCCCUGACCACCUGCUACUCCAUGUAACAAAAACAAGGCCAACAAGUUUCAUUUUCCAAUUUCCGGGGUUUGUUCAAAAUUGCAAGAUAUAGUCGACUGGAAAUAUACAGACAAAAUCACAUUUUUAUCAUUGGGCAUCCAUAGCUGUCAGCUGUUUUUUAAGCAUGCCAAUGAUACUACAAAUAAUUUUUAACCAUGCCAUUAUUUAUAGUAUUGAAUGGUAGCCCUACCAGUGGACAUAGUUUGAAAAUUAAAAUUUGUGAUAUAAAUUUAAAAUUAUUUUUCAUUGAUGUGGUGCAAACAAAAAAAAAAAGAUUAGAGAAACAAUGUCUUUGUUUUAAAAGGGAAUCAAUUGGAAAUCUAAACAUUUUUUACCCAUAUUUUUCCCUGCCAGGAGGAAUAGCCACUCAAGUAUGGAGAGAAUAUCCUCACUUGAUCCUUAUUAAGUUAGUGAUUCAAUAUACUCCCUUCCCCGCCAACCAAAUAACAGUUAUAUUUUGAUUACAUGAUUAUUUAUACAUUCUAUUUAUAAUGCAAAUUGAAAAGAAACAAGCCAAAAUUGAUUCAUUUAAAGAGCCACAUGCAGCUGUAAAGUUGGCGACAGAUGUGCUUGCCCAUAAAUUCAAAAUUGAAAAAUAUAAACAAAAGUUCUGCAUCAGAACCCAUAGUUGUAGCUGCUCUGUGGAAUAUCUCUGUUAGUCAUAAGUUUCUCAAGAUUGAGAAAAUCUCAAUGAUGAAUCCAUGUUACAUCAACAUGGACUCAUCACUGAGAUUUGUUGCUUCAACAAGUGAACAAAGUGAACAUACUUAGCCAACUCUCUCAUAUCAUUCAAACUUUCAUAAAAGGUCAAGGCAAAAUGAAAGGGAUUUAUGAGGAUUAAAAAUAAAAAAAAUAAAAAAGUUGAAUUUGACAAUUCUUUUUAAAAAUAAAUUUUGAUUUCUUUAAAUUUGUAAUACAAUUGUGGGAAUAAAUUGUUGUCCUUUGCCUCAUUAUCGCCCUGCUGCUAGCUAAUUUCCUUGUUUAAGCCCAAUACCUUAACGAAGGGAAGUAACUAGAUUUCAGAUUUUUAAAAAAAAAGUAAGUAUUAGGCACAUUUGGAGAAAUUUAAAGAAAAAAAUUAAGGUAACAAUUACAUUAAACUCUAUUUAUGUACUUAGUAAAAGCAAGUGGUAGAUAAUAUGUUAGAUGAAUAGUGGCAACAUCUACUCCUGUUAUCUGUUUUAUUAAUAUUUAAAGUUUCUCAUAACAAUUGAAUCUUGAAAAGUGUACAAAAGACAAGGAACUUGUUGAUUUAUGAUACCUAGCAUUAUUCAGUGUAACUGGAGAAGUUAUAAAAAAAUCUAUAGUAAAUACUAACUAGUGUGCCACUUUGCAAUAAAGAUGUUUAUUCUCCCAUUAAUACAUCAUAUCACUGAUCAGAUAUAUAUAUAAGUGAAUAUUUGUUUGUUAUAUGUUCUGCAAAGACUGUUAAAUGGAUUGAUGAAUCUUUAACAACCUUGGCACAUAUAUCCAGAAUCAAAUACUGGGGUGUUUUGGACUUUAAAAAAUAUUCCGCUAGGGGCCGGGCGGGGGCCUUAACUUUGUGUUUUUUCUUAUAUGAGCUAUAUAGUAUAAUUACCAACAAAUACUCCUACAUGAAUGGAUGGAUCUUGACAUACACUUGAUUAUCCCUAUAUCAAAUUCCCCCUAUAUCAAAUUCUGAAGCGUACUGAACUCCUAAUAUCCACUUCUUUUAAGGAAUAUGAAAUACUAAAAGGCUUAGAAAACACUAUAGGUUCUCUGUGAUGGAUAAUUGAUGGAUCCAGAUCUAGCUUGGUAGCAAUACCCUUCAUUGUCCGUAAUGAAAUAUUAGUGGAUUUAAAAUGAAAAUGAAUCCGAUCCAGUCAGGGCCAGUCUAGAAUUUUCCAUAAAGUUCGAUAAUUUAAAAGGCUAGAUCUGUGGUAUUUUUAAACCGAUUUUAAUUUGAAAAUGUGUACAUUUUUGCCAACUUGUCAGAGCUGGAUGUUUUGCCUCUUUUCUUGGCUACAAGUUCAUUUUGGGAGUAAUGUUCUGUGUCAUUGAGAUUCUCUUGAUGGACUGCAAGUGCUCAUCAGUAAUACGACUCCUCUGUGAUGUUUUGUUCAUCUUCAUCACAGAAAACAGCUGCUCACAUAGAUAUGUGCCAUUGGUGACGGGAUCAAAUGAGGAAUGGGAUCACAUGGGGAAAUGGAAUCACACUGGGAAAAGGGAUCCCACUGCAAAGAGAAUCCUCAUGGGUACAUGAUCCCAUCGUAAAAAGGGAUCUCAUCUGGGAAACAAGAUCCCAUCAUGAUCCUUUCUAUACUUUCCUGGAGAUUCUCUUAGUAUCACUGAGACAUCCUUUUAUACGUUUUAUGAAGUUUCUAGAUUAAUACAGAAGCUAGGAUUUUUUCUAAAAUCUUUUUUGACAUUAUAUAAAUGUCCUUAUCAAUUAUUAUCAUGUUAAUUAUAUUUCCAAGAUUUUCCUUGAAUGUUAUGGAAUAAGAAUUAAAGAUAAUUUUGAAUGUUUCUAGAAAUUUCCUGAAUAAUUGUCAAGUAUUGUGGCCUUAACUAUAUACAUAAAUGAAAUUGAUAGAUCUUGGCCAAAGUUAUUAAACAUUUAAUUCAUAAUCCCACCGGGGAACAGGAUCCCACCCGUAACAUAAUCCUACUGAGAUCAGGAUCUUACCAGGAACUGGAUCCCAUUGUGAAUGGGGAAACGUGAUUGAACCCGGAACGAGAUCUAUUAGGAAACAGGAUUCCAUUAGGGAAUAGGAUUCUAUCUGGAAAAGGGAUCAAUCCCAUCGGGAAUGGGAUCCUAUCGGGAAUUGGAAUCUAUAGGGGAAUGGGAUGCCAUGGGUGAACGAAAUGUUUACAAAAGCUAUUAUAAAGUUUUCUCUAUACUUUAACAAAACAUUUUUUACAGGGCCUUAAUUUCGAUGUUAACUUAAGGGCUAUAGAGGUUUUUUUUUAAAUCCUGGGAAAAAUAGCAUCCCAGGAAAAAUAGCAUCCCGGGCUAUGCCGGGUAUAAAUGAUUUUAAAUCAGAAUUUUCUUAAACUUUUCAGCAUGGUUCGGUAGCUGCAUGAACUGUCUAGUACACGUAGUCAUGUAUUUAUAUUAUGGUCUCUCUGCCAUACCUUCCCUUAGAAAUAAACUGUGGUGGAAGCGAUACAUCACUCGCUUUCAGCUUGUAAGUAUUUAUUUUAUACUUUGUUUUUGUGAUGAAGAUAAACUAAAAUAAUAUUUCUUACUUUUGAUGUAAUUUAAACCUUAAGAAAGUUAUAUAAAUUAACAUUUUUAAAUACCUCGCCAACUUUUUUAAAGGUGAUACUGGUAUAUGUAGAUAGCUAAUUAUUUAAGUGAUUGAUGAAAAAAAUUUAGAGGUAUUGUUUUUAAAAUGUUUGUAACAUAUAAAAAUUACCUAGCCAUCUUACUGUAUUUUGAUUCAAGUAUACAAGCAGUUUUUUUCUUUUUUUUGACAGCUUCAGUUUUGUAUUACCUUCACUCACACAGUCAAUUCCAUUCGCGUGGGUUGUGAUUUCCCUAGAUGGGGCCAAAAUCUGCUAGCAGGUUACAUGGUUGCAAUGCUCAUUCUCUUUGGUAACUUUUAUAUGCAAGCAUAUAUCCGUCGAGGCAACAAGGACACUACCAUCACAUCAUCACCCAGCCAAGAAAAUGUUGGUGCCUAUGAUUUGAAGAAACUGCAGCAAUCUAAUGGACAAGUAGAGGCCAAUGGACAUACCUCUCGAAGCAAAGAAGAUUAAAUUAAGAUUGUUGAAUUAGUUUAAAACUGCCUGGGUGAUACAUGCCUUUUUGGUUCAUAGAGUUUAGUAUAAUUUUGAUAGUAACUUUCUAUCCUAAUAUUUUUAAUAGCUAUUUAAUGUGCUGAAUACCUAUUUAAAGAUAAAAGGACAGUUCUUACCCAAUGCAAGUGCAAUAUGGACAAACAAAAGAAAUAUUUAAAUAUCACAAACUUAAAUUUAAAAAGUGCUAUUUCAGAUCUUAUUAUGAGCUAUUUAUUUUUUAUACCUGGUAGAAAUUUAAAUGAUCUUUAAUCUUUCUUCAGGCUAUAUCACCAUUGGCAGUUAAGUAUUUAUUUACUUAGGCAUUUAAAUCAUUUAAAACAUUGAUUUACCCUGAUGGAUCAGUUGAAAAAAAUUUGCUUUAAUUUAUUUUAGGAAUAACUCCAAACAUAUAAAAUGGGGUAAUAUAUAAUUGCACAAAAGCAUAAUUAGUUUCCAUCUCAUACUUAAUAAAAAUAUGUAGAAGAAUAACAAAGGCAAAAAUAUCUCUUCUCUUAAAAAUGAGUAAAGUCAUAUUCAUGUACUUUUUCUGCAGAUUAGGAACCUAUGGGAAUUUAAAAAAUUUGUUUCUUCAUAAGUCAUUUGUUAUUUCAUAUUUCCUUAUUUCGGAAGCACAGACAAUAUGUAAAGACACCAGAACCAAAAACCUUCCUUAAAAUUUUUAAAUUGAAAGUUUGUGUUGGGUUUCUGUUGCAGAAUAGUUGUGUAUCAUUUAUGACCAUAAUGAGACAAAAAAGAAGGCUAAUUUCUGUCAUUAUUAUUUGAUCUUUAAUAAAAGAAUGGCCAUUUAUUUAAAUUGAUUUAAAAACCUGUUGAUGAAAUUAGCAAUACUAAAAUAAUUCUUAAAUAUUUUGGGGAAAAAAUUAAGGAAAGAUGAAUGAUUUAAUAUAUAAUUUUUAAAUAUUCUUCAUACCCUUAUUUAAGACCUUGAAAUUUGAUACAUAAUUCCUUGGUGCAGUAAAACUUGCAAACAAAUUCUGUUUAAUUGUGUAUAUAUUUAACUUUUAAGACCAAUACAAUCAUUGGUAAUUGCAUUUUUUAAAAAUAAAUUUCCCCAAAAUUUGUGGAGCUCUUUGCCACUACUGUCAUAGGUCACUGGUAUCUGCUAAUGAUAUAAGUGCAAAGCUGUAAGUUUAAGUUAUGUUUUCUAGUAAUAAAUUUUGUGGCUCAGCGGUAUUAGGACAAUCAAAUUUCUGUCAUAUUAUUUAAAAAUGUAAUAAUUUUUCUUGUAACAUUCUUACUGAGCAUUGUACAAUACCCAUACAAUGUGAAGCAAUUUUUCUUGAAUUAAAAAAAUAAAAGUUUUUAAUUUGCCAUUUUAUUAUACGGUACAUUAUUUUCGUUUUAAAAAUUCAGUAAGUAUCAAUUCAAUAUGAUUUUUAAUGCUAAUUUUAAAAUAUUUCCAACCAAGAAUUAUUGUUAUAACAUUAAGUGGUGAUAUUCAAAAAUGAAAUUCACAAAGUAUUAAUUUAAUUUUUCAAAAUAUUAAACAAAAAGUUUGGUGCAUUGACAAUAAAAUACGUUCUUUAAAACAUAUACCGGUAACUUAAGUUAAAAAGAUCUUGCUCUAUCCACCGAGAUUUAAGUCAAAUCUAUCAUUACAUUAUUACAAGAAUCCCAUAUAUGCAUUUUGAGUACUUAAUUUAGGUAAGGCGUAAUCAUAUAUUUUGGUGUGUAUUUUUUUGAAGCUUUUAAAAAAAAAAAACAAAGAUGCCUACCAUUACCAUUGUUAUUACAAAUUUUUAAGGCUAUUCACAAGGCUAUUCACAUCAAAUAACCUAUUUUUGUGUGACUAUUCCAUGUUAAAAGUAUAAAAUUACACCUCCCACAAACUUUUAUAUUUCACUUUUGAUUUAUUCAGACUACUGUCUGGACAAUUGUAUUAAAACUAGUCGGUAAACAUGAAAGCAACAUUUAUUUUCAUUUUUAGAAGCAGCACAUGAAUUUAAAUUAACCUACAUUGUUUGUAUUGGCCUGAUGUUAACAUAUUGAACAUCGAUAGAAUGAAGUUCGGCUGAAAUAAUUUUGCCAUUGUUUUGAUGGCCACUCAUAUUUUUUAACAAAAAAACCCCCAUAAAAAUGAAGUUUGGCUGAAAUAAUUUGUACAUUGUUUUGAUGGCCACUGUCAUAUUUUCAACACACAAAAAAAUAUAAUGUUCUACCAUUAGGGGACCCUAAAAGCUACAUCUGCCUGCCUGUCAGAUGUUUAGUGAUUGACCUUUCAAUUAACACUUAAUAAACAUCUUGUAUUCGGCAGCACCAGUAGUAAUUAUUAACAUCAUUCGAUCAGUAGAUAAUAAUUUUUUUUAAUACAAAUUUUAAGGCUAUAACCCCCAAAACUGCAUAUUAAUUAUUAAUUAAACGGCAAAAUUACAUCUUCAAACAUUGUAUUGUCAUCAUUUAUCUAAAAUCAGUUUUUAUUUUUAUAUGAUAUAGUGUACUUAUCGAAAGUUACUAGUCUAUUGAUUUCUUGUGUAUGUGUGCUAUUUGUAUAAAGAGGUUUUAGAGUUAUUUAUUAAUGAAUGUCUUUAGAAAGGAUGGGAUUUAUUGGGCUUGAAAUCUCAAUAGUCUUGUCAUCAACCCUUACAAAUGUAAAUGUGUUUAUUCAUUUUUUAAAUUUGUAAGACUUCAAAUCCAUUAAAUUGUUAAAAAUGAAGAGAAAACAAAUGUAUGUUCAAACAAUAGAUAUGUUGCUAAACAGUUUAAUUGUCAAUAACUGGAGUGGAAAGCUCACUGCCCAUUAAAUUUGAAGUUGUAUCUAUAAAUAAGAAUUUUUAUAAUUUUUAAAUGCAUAACAAAUAGAUGAGAUUACAAGCUGUAUACUCCAUUUUUGCAUCCAUAUUUAGCUCAGUUCUGGUGAACAGGAGGGGCUUUUACUUGACUGAGAAAUAUUAUUUUCUAAACUUAACUUUAUUAAAAACUUUAUAUCAAUAGCGCACCUGGGGGUGGAGGGUUGUUAAAUUUUAAAAAAUGUCAUAAUGGGGUGGAGGGGGGGGGGAUUGUGUCGAGACAGGUAUAUAAAUGCACAUUCUGCAAUAGUUAUCUUGAAAUUCAAAUAGUCCAUAUGUUAACUAUUGCAAAUAAAGGCACCUAAAAGUUGUGCAAUCCAUGAUUUCUAAUUAUAUUCCAUAAUUUCCAGGUUAUAAAAAUAUUAUGACUAUGUUUCAUUAUUAUUCUCAUACUGUUGCUUUGUGUUUUCACUAUAGACCUCACUAGCUAUAAUAAAUAGCCCAGUAACAACUUUAAGUGCACAAUCGGUUUGUAUUUAUCUCUGGGACACAAUUAUUUUCAAAGACUAAACCAAAGAUUGCAUUUGUUACACCAAACAGAGGUGGAAACCAAUGACUUAAUUUUUAACAUGGUUUAAAAGUGUGCGG
Messenger RNA from Lymnaea stagnalis (great pond snail), 33391 nucleotides. The record is from the annotation of a GenBank genome assembly. NCBI's taxonomy places the organism in Eukaryota, Metazoa, Mollusca, Gastropoda, Lymnaeidae.